GGCUCGCAUGUCUGUUUAAUCCCUGCGCAUAAAGACCUGUGUUUUCACAUGGGUGCAGUGCCCUGAAUGUUCUUACUCCCUUCAUCAAUCUUGCUGCACACUAAGCAGCUUUGAGCCCCUCGGGGUGCAGACCCUUUCCUAAGGGCUGGAGCUCCAUCAGAGGAUUGCACCCCCUAACACCGGGGGUCUAGGUUGCACUGGUCCGGAUGCUCCAGUCCACUAGGUGGAGCCAGCAGAAACGAGUCGGCCCCAUACACACAGGGUUACAGUAAGGCCAACAGAGAGAGCCACAGCGCACACACAGUCAGACAGGCCAGCAAAGAGGGGUGGAGACAGUCAGACAUACGGAGCAUGCCUCUGGGGAUUGGGCGGAGGAAGAAGGCGUCUCCCCUGGUGGAGAGUGAGGAGGCGGAGCCUGCUCGGGCGGGGCUCGACGUAGACAGGUGGGAGGGUGUGGGAGGCAGGGGGGGGAGUGGGGGUGGGCCCCGCCUCAUCUUCCACACCCAGCUGGCACAUGGCAGUCCCACCGGCCGCAUCGAAGGCUUCGGCAACGUGCGCGAGCUCUACGCCAAGAUCGGGGAGGCCUUUGGGAUCCCGCCUGCGGAGGUGAUGUUCUGCACUCUGAACACCCAUAAGGUGGAUAUGGAGAAGCUGCUAGGAGGUCAGAUCGGUCUGGAGGACUUCAUCUUCGCUCAUGUGAAGGGGCAGCGGAAGGAGGUGGACGUGUUUAAGGGGGACGACGGGCUGGGGCUCACCAUCACCGACAACGGAGCCGGAUACGCCUUCAUCAAGAGGAUCAGAGAGGGGAGUGUCAUCCACCAGAUGCAGGUCAUCAGCGUGGGGGACAUGAUAGAGUCCAUCAACGGGCAGGAUCUGAUUGGCUGGCGACAUUACGAGGUUGCCAAGUUACUGAAGGAGCUUCCUAAGGGCCAGAACUUUCACAUGAAGCUGGUGGAGCCAAUGAAGGCCUUCGACAUGGUGGGCCAGCGGUCGGGGGGAGCCAGGUCUGCUUCCGGGUCACAUUUGGGAACGGGACGAGGAACUCUGCGUCUGCGAGCUAAAGGCCCCGCUACUGUGGAGGAGCUGCCGUCCGCGUUUGAGGAGAAGGCCAUUGAAAAAGUGGAUGAUCUGCUGGAGAGCUACAUGGGGAUCAGAGACAGCGAGCUGGCAGCCACCAUGGUGGAGCUGGGGAAAGACAAGAGGCACCCUGACGAGUUUGCAGAGGUGCUGGACCAGACCCUGGGCGACUUCGCCUUCCCUGACGAAUUCGUGUUCGAUGUCUGGGGAGCCAUUGGAGACGCCAAGGUGGGCCGGCUGUAAACACAGG
Megalops cyprinoides (Indo-Pacific tarpon) is the source of this 1327-nucleotide messenger RNA. RefSeq names its product PDZ domain-containing protein GIPC1-like. Gene Ontology annotation, molecular function: protein binding. NCBI's taxonomy places the organism in Eukaryota, Metazoa, Chordata, Actinopteri, Elopiformes, Megalopidae. Bases 352 to 1320 code for a protein of 322 amino acids. The transcript is spliced from 6 exons. The record is from RefSeq and is a predicted model, not a curated record.